This is a messenger RNA of Colletotrichum chrysophilum, 3522 nucleotides long. RefSeq lists its product as uncharacterized. Bases 1 to 3522 code for a protein of 1173 amino acids. Lineage: Eukaryota; Fungi; Ascomycota; Sordariomycetes; Glomerellales; Glomerellaceae. The record is from RefSeq and is a predicted model, not a curated record. The transcript is spliced from 2 exons.
AUGACGUCGAGUAAGUUGUCGGUUUCUCGUGCCACCAUUAAAUCCUUUGGCCACUUCUCCUUCUCUUCUUCUCAAACCAAUCUCUCCGACCCCGUCCCUCCCCAGUCCUCCCGCGGCCACAGACACCACAGCGUCUCCGAACCCGUACACGACCAGCAAGUAUACGGAGAAGCCGUUCAAUACCCCUACAACACCGGCGACAAUUAUUCUCGCCCGCAGCCUCCCGUCUCCCCGAAGCGAUCCCGCACCGAAACCGACCUCAAGUCACAAACACGACCUACCACGCGGAACGGCCGAGACCACCUGGUUGUUGAAGAGAGGGAGAAGCCAGCCGAGCCAGUGCUCGCGCCAACAAGGCCUCCCAAUAACAGAAAGUCCCGAUCUUGGGGCAACCGCUUGUCUGCUCUGUUCCCCUCGCUCAUCGUCCAACCAACAGAUCAACCCGCGCAUCCUCCCCCGCCGCCGCCUCAGCUGCAGCAGCAGGUCCCGAUUCACCGCAAACCGCUGCCCGACGACUCACCGACCUCGCCCUCCGACAGCGCGCCCUCAUACCACACGAGUGAAAAUCCCACCGUCCGGCCAGUGACGAGCUCGGGGUUGGGCCUUGGGAUCGCUCCUCCGGACGCUGAAUCCCUCGACCCACAGCCGCCGGCUGCCCCUACUGAUGCACCGCCUCCUGUUCCUUCAAGAAUCCCCGCACCGCUAGACUCUGAAGCCAUCUCAUCCGCCCAGGUCGAGCAGCCUCUGAUCUCCCCCCCCGAACCUCCCACACCCACAACACCAAACACAAUGGCCGCCCCCUUGCCGCCUCAGCAGGCGCCUCCGCCGGUCCCGGCGAAACUGCGCAAGGAGAAGAACCUCCCGACACCUCCCCCGAUCCCGGCAGACAAUACCCACCUGCCGUCCCCGAGAGCCGUCUCAGGGCCCGAAGUGGCGUCGCCCGGAAAGCUCAGAAAAGAGAACAACGAGCCGCGCAAGAGGAGCAGCUCCUUCCACCAGGGUCGGAGAGGCUCCAUGGCCUUCUUGGGUCUGCGAUCGACGUCCCCGGGUCCUGAUUCGAGGGGACGAAGCACCUCUGCGCAACCGCCCGGCGGCAGGACAAACACUGGCAGCUCCGCCGCGAAUGACUCUACCGGCAGCGGAAGCCCGACCCGUGAUGAGAGACGGGGUCGCCUCAGGAGGAGCUGGCUUCCUGGCGGCGGAAGAUCGCGGUCCAAUUCGCAGGACGUCACCGGAAAGUCCCAGAAUUCACAGGCCUGGGUGUUGUCGCAGGACACGGUCGGCGAUUACAACACAUCGUUCCUAUUGAACGCGGAAAAGGUCCCGGAGUUGUGGAACGAAAGCGGCAACGUCUACGUUUACCUCCAACCUAAAUCCGCCAACGGCCAACCGUCGUUCAAGGUUCCCAGCUUCUCCAUCAUCAACUCGGUCAUCUUCAAUGAACUCAUCCAGGCGGAAAUGUCGUCUCCCACCGGCCGUGCCCGCGGCAGGAGUUUUGGUGGUCGGGACAGCCUCUCGGUCGAUGACGCGUUUUCCCCGCCAGUGUCGCCGCCUUUGGAAGGUCAGGAGAGCCCCGGCGAUGCAAGGUUGUAUCUGCCGGCCACGCCCCCGCAGUACACGCAAAACGGUCAGCUCGCGCCGGGUCCCCAGCUCCGCGCCGACCUCGACCGGCUUAUCGCCGUCCGCAAUCUGUUCGCCUUCCUGACCGGCCAGCCGCUUGUCGCUACCAAGGCGCACCCCACGACAUUUGCGGCAUUCUGCCAGAUUUCCAAGCUCUUGCAAGAGUAUGGCUUCACGAACAUGGACGGCUCAUCCUUUGGUGAGUCCGUCGACCUUAGCUUCGGCUUCUUCAUGGAGCAGCUGGCGUUGGCCGAUGUGCGACACAGCCGCGAGAAGACGCUCGAGUCGCUGAUUCUCGGCGAGCGCAUGCGAUCGAUGGAGCUGUACAACGAGGCGUUUGCGCACGCGGUGGGCAAGUACACCGCCAUCAUGGAAUUGCACUCGCCCUUGUUCGAGCAGGUGUCCGCGUACACGAGACAAAGACUGGAGCGCGCCCACCUGGACCUCGUCAACAGACAGCACAGCGUCAAUGUCAGGUUGGAGCAGUUUGAGUUCCCGUCACUCUUUGCCGGCAUCGCCAGCUCGACGUCGAACCCCGAGCUCAAGGCGAUUCGCUUCAAGGUGUGGCAGAAGUACUUCAACAAGAUGAGGUCCUUCGUCUUGGGCUACUACAAGACCAGCUUCGGCGCCUGGCCCCCCAAGGCCAGCAGCAAGAAGAACCCCUUCUCCGAGAGCGGCCUUAACCGCCUCGUGCUGAAGGCGUUGUACUCUGACAUGUGCGCGCUGUACGACCUGCUCGUGGACCGCGACAACAUCACCACCAGAGUGAUUGACGGCAACGCGGACGACGACGGCAGGUCUACCGACAGCCCGAUGAUUGUCAACCUGCGCAAGAUGCUCUUCGAGUUCGACAACUCCACGCCUCCCGUGCUGCCGCCGGUCCCCUUCGACGUGCCCAAGAUGCCCACCAUGAAGUCCAUCCACGCCAACUAUGACUCCCUCGCGCCCAAGGAGCAGGCCAAGAUCGACCGCAAGAUCAAGGAGCACGAGCUGACCCUCAUCCUUCAGAAGGCGUACAACUGGGACGCCAACAGCAUCAACAUCCCGUUCCUGCUCGAGUUCAAGGAGUUCGAGCAGCACGAGGGCAAGGGCAAGAACGCGGCCGACCUCGCCGACCAGCGCAUCGGCUACUGGCUCUUCCUCUACGUCGUCAUCCAGUCGCUGCCCAUGCUCACGGUCGACGCGCCCAACCUCAAGUUCAACGAGGGCGUCGAAUACUUCCUCUGCGAGCCGCCCGUCGGCAACCCCCCCUGGAUGGAGGACGCCCGCCACGUGCGCAAGAUGUGGUACGAAGUGUCUGGCGGCACGGGCUACGUCGAGCUCUCCGCCGACAGCGUCAUGUUCAGCGUGGAGGCCAUCCACCACCGCAGCCACUGCUGGCUCGCGGCCAAGGAGUGGGAGGGCCUCGGCGGCUCGGCCGCCCCGCCACCCCAAGACGCAGGUAUGUCGCCCCUCGAGCCGCCGCGACCCGUCUUCCCUGGCCCGGACGGCAUCGUCGGCAGCCCCCAGAGCCUCGGCACGCCGCCGCCGCCGGGAUCGCCGCAGUCGCACCUCCGCCCGCGCAACGCGUCCCCCGGCGGCCGCCAGCUCGGCAGCCGCAACGCGCACCGCUCAAGCAUCAUCAUCGGCCUCGAGCCCGUCGGGUUCGACGAUCCCUCGGGCAUGGGCAUGCCGGGCGACCGCACGUCGCGGAUUGCCAGCAGCGCGCGCAGCAGCUCGGCCGGCUCGCGCCCGCUGAGCAUGGUGAUGCCGCGCUCGCCGUCCGCGACGAACCUGCGGAAUAUGUCAGUCGACACGACGAACCACCACAGCAACAGCAACGACUCAGGCAUGACGUUUGACGAUAUCCUCGGCGGCGGGGAGGAGAAGAAGGCCAAGAAGAAGAAGGGCAAGUUCUUCUAG